AUGUCUACAGCAGCUUAUCAAACCAUAAUUGAAACAAAUCCAGCUGAAAUUUUUGUUCCAUUAUAUACAGGUAGACUUUUGUCUAGUGUUGCAUUUAAAGAUGAAGCAAAACGAUUUAAACAUAAUUUAAUAAUGUUUGUUAUCGUGAAUUUUGUUGGAGGAUUUCUUGGUGGAUUUCGUAUUGGUGUAUUUGCAAUAUGUAUAUCACGUCUUAAUAUACGUCUUCGAACAAAAUUAUUUCAAUCAUAUUUACGACAAGAAAUUGGCUUUUUUGAUACACAUGAAAGUGGAAAAUUACUUUCACGUCUUAAUCAAGAUACACAAAUAAUGAGUUCAACUGUAGCAAAUAAUAUUGCACAAUGUAUUGGUGCACUUGUAAAAUUUAUUGGUACAUUUGUAAUGAUGAUUAAAUUAAGUUUACAUUUAACAGUUGCUUGUCUUAUUGGUGCACCACUUAUAUUAAUCGUUGCUAAAUUUAGUGGAAAUGCACAUAGACGUAUAUCAGAAAAAGUUCAAGAUUUAUCAGCUGAUGCAUCAGAAAUAGCGGAAGAAACUAUUCAAACAAUACGAACAGUUAGAAGUUUUGGAAAUGAAGAGGGUGAAUUAAAACGAUUUGCUGAUAUUCUUCAUCUGGCUUAUAAAGCGUCACUUGUACAAGCUGCAUUAUCAGCUGCACAAAAAUGGUUUGUUGAAUUAGCUCAACUUGGUAUGAGUGUUAUCAUGCUUUCAUAUGGCGCGAAACUUGUAUAUGAAAAUCAUAUUAGUGGACCAGAUUUACUUGCAUUUGUUAUAUAUCAAUUAACACUUGGAUCAAUAUUAAAUGAUAUUUCUCAAAUUUAUACAUCGUUAAUGGCAGCGGCUGGUGCUAGCCAGUCUGUAUUUGAUUAUCUUGAUCGUAAACCAUUACAACUUCCAAAUGGUACACUUCAACCAAAUGAAUUACAAGGUGAAAUUGAAUUCAAAAAUGUAUCACUCGCUUAUCCAGCACGGCCAGAUGAAGUUGCUAUUCGGAACAUGACAUUUCAUAUUCAAGCAGGUCAAACAUGUGCUUUUGUUGGACCAUCGGGUUCUGGAAAAUCUUCGUGUAUUAAUUUACUUGAACGUUUUUAUGAUCCAAGUAGUGGAACAAUAUUAAUUGAUGGUCAAGAAAUUCAAGAUUAUGAUCAUAAAUAUCUUCAUAGAAAAAUAGCGAUGGUUGGACAAGAACCUGUUUUAUUUAAUCGAUCUAUUAAAGAAAAUAUUAUUUAUGCAAUAAAUGAUAAUGACAAUGAUACAGCAAUGAUUCAUGCAGCUGAACAAGCAAAUGCACAUGGAUUUGUUAUUGAUCUUGUUAAUGGUUAUGAGACUAUGUGUGGACAACGAGGUGGUCAUUUAUCAGGUGGUCAAAAGCAACGAGUUUCGAUAGCUCGAGCUCUUAUACGAAAACCAACUAUACUUUUAUUAGAUGAAGCAACAUCAGCAUUAGAUCCUGUUAAUGAACGAUUAAUUCAAGAUGCAUUAUUUCUAAAUAAAAAUAAACAACAACAACGAACUAUUCUGAUAUCAGCACAUCGUUUAAGUACAAUUGAACGUUGUGAUAGAAUAUUUGUUAUACAUAAAGGUCAAUUAAUUGAACAAGGUACACAUGAAGAAUUAAUGGAAAUUGAUAAUGGAAUCUAUCGAGAACUUGUUCGACGACAACAAAUGGAUAUAGACAGUUAA
Messenger RNA from Adineta steineri, 1701 nucleotides. The record is from the annotation of a GenBank genome assembly. NCBI's taxonomy places the organism in Eukaryota, Metazoa, Rotifera, Eurotatoria, Adinetida, Adinetidae.